CCAUCGAGCUUGGCCAUAAACAAAGCACAGACGACAAUGUGUUCCUCAUUGUCUGCUGGGUGCUGGGCAAACUCUCUGGGCUUGCGAAAUGAAUGAUACCAGUCAGCCCGUUAUCUAGCGUGAUCAGUGCUGGAAAAUGGGGCAAAGGGGCUUCAUUACUCACCAAAACGAGCUCGCUCCCGGCCGUUCUAUUCGAGGUUUAAUCUCCGAAGAACGCCAGUUGACUCGCCCCGCCCACCCGCUCCAAGCCCAGGUGGUGGGGAGAGACAGCUGAUAAAGAACAGGAGGACCUAUCUCUGUUCCCCCAGCUCUCCCGCACCUAGCGCUAGUAUUCUUAUUAUUUCCACUCUUUCUCUUCAGUUUCACGCAUAUUAUUCUGCUCUAUCAUGAAAUACGGCAAUUACCUGAAUCAGCAAAAGACGGCGUUCCCGGACGAGUGGCAGCCACACUUUAUUGAAUACGAUGCACUGAAGGCGUUUCUGAAGACGCGCAUGGUCGGCUGCAACGUGCACCUGUCGAGCUCGUUCCCGCGCACACACGUCUUCCAGUGGUCACCGGGCUCCGAUUCCGAGCCUUCGUUCGACGCCAUGCUGCACCAGCGCCUGGAGAAGGUCACCCAGCUGACACCCGCAUUCGUCAAGAUGCUGGAUGCCGACAUCGAGCGGAUCAACUCGUUCUUUGUCAAGAUCAAGGACGCAACCAAGGAGCGGAUCAACCGGGUGCUGGAUCCGAUGCAGAAGACAACAGUUGCCGAGUGCGAAGAUGCGCUGAAGGACCUGCUGCUGCUGGAGCGCUUUGUGUUCCUGAACUUCACUGCCAUUGCCAAGGCACUGAAGAAGCACGACAAGUGGUCUGGCCUGCAGAUCCGCGAGCCCUACCUGAUGCGUACCUCGCAGCUGUCGUUUGUAGUUUCCACUUCUCUGCUGCGUCUGAAGCCCGAGCUGAUGAACCAGCUGGCUACAUUGCUGGUGGAGCAGGAGGGCGGCAGUUCGUCUGAUGCCCUGGCAGCUGCAGUCGAGUCUCGGACACAUCCUGGCACAUUACCAGCGGUCCUCAAUGGCGGGCACACCGACUCGACAACCUCUACCCGGGUCGAAACGCCGUCCGGACUGCCCAACACGUCGUUUGGCAUCAACAUCUCGCCCAAGCUCAGCCCACUGGUCGAUCUGCUGCAUGAGACGCAGACAGUCAUGAUCUCGCUGCGUGGCCCGCACGGCACCGACAUCAUUGGCGGAGUGCUGGGCUGCCUGUCCAAGCACAACUGCCAGAUCAUCGACUUUUCGCUCUCGCGGCUGCACCACGAUGUGACGUUUGGCGUUCUUGUGCAUCUGCACAACGGCGACGUCGACCUGUUCAGUGACCUGGCCGAGACUGCGCAAAAGUGGGACGGCACCCUGACGUUUGAUGUGCAGAACGCGCGACUCAAGGCAUCGGUGCUGAGUGGGCAGUCAGAGUACAAGCUGGACGAGGCUCCGUAUGCGCAGCGUGUCAAGUACAUUGCCACAGUGCUGAACGAGCGCGGGCUGGGACCCGAGUUCCUGAGCGCCUGGCUUAAAUGGCUGCUGAAGAAGAAGAUCAGCGUCGAGCAGAUGCGCCGGCUGGACAAGCACUCGGAGCUGAUGUGCGUCGAGUUCCGCCUCAGCGUGCCUGACACUCUGUCGCUGGAGGAGAUGAAGGCCGAGCUGUUCACUCUGAGCACCGGAUUCCAGACUGAUGUGGCUCUGCAGCCCGACAAUGUGUUCCGCAGACAGAAGCGCCUGGUCGUGUUUGACAUGGACUCGACGCUGAUCCAGCAGGAGGUCAUUGACGAGAUUGCGCGUGCCACCGGCAUCGAAGAGGAGGUGUCGGCCAUUACUGAGAGUGCGAUGCGUGGAGAGAUCGACUUCAAGGAGUCGCUGCGCCGUCGGGUUGCGCUGCUCAAGGACACGCCGAUUGAGGCACUAGAGGAGGUCAAGCGGCAGCUGGUGUUUACAGAAGGCGCGCACUACCUGUGCCGUGCGCUGAAGAAUGCCGGAUUCAAGCUGGCGGUCAUCUCUGGCGGGUUCAUUCCGCUGGCAAAGUACGUCAGGAACGAGCUCGGAUUAGACUACGCCUUUGCCAACCAGCUGGAGGUCAGCACUGAUGGGAAGCGGCUGACGGGUCGGACCGUGGGACCGAUUGUCGAUGCGGUCCGGAAGUCAGAACUCCUUGAGGUUAUUGCCCAGGCCGAAGGCAUUGCCAUCGACCAGGUUGUUGCUGUUGGCGACGGUGCCAAUGACCUGCUCAUGCUCGGCAAGGCUAGCCUGGGGGUUGCGUUCAAUGCGAAGCCCAAGGUGCAGCAGGAAGCACGUGCCCGGAUCAACCAAAAGAGCCUGGCGAACGUACUGUAUCUGAUGGGCUACUCGCAGAGUGAGGCUGCCGAACUCCAGCUGGUCGGAUAAUGAAGGCGAUAGGUGGGGCUUCAAUUUUCUUUCGAUAAUACUCUAAUAUACACACUCGAAAUAUC
Molecule: messenger RNA, 2485 nt
Organism: Linderina pennispora
Lineage: Eukaryota; Fungi; Kickxellomycota; Kickxellomycetes; Kickxellales; Kickxellaceae
Product: phosphoserine phosphatase serb
Exons: 1
Coding region: 387-2420 (677 amino acids)
Biological process (GO): L-serine biosynthetic process; dephosphorylation
Cellular component (GO): cytoplasm
Molecular function (GO): magnesium ion binding; L-phosphoserine phosphatase activity
Source: RefSeq, a predicted model, not a curated record